Molecule: messenger RNA, 1740 nt
Organism: Microthlaspi erraticum
Lineage: Eukaryota; Viridiplantae; Streptophyta; Magnoliopsida; Brassicales; Brassicaceae
Source: the annotation of a GenBank genome assembly
AUGGAGACGAAUUCGUCUGGAGAAGAUCUGGUUAUUAAGACGAGGAAGCCAUAUACGAUAACAAAGCAACGUGAAAGAUGGACUGAAGAAGAACAUAAUAGAUUCCUUGAAGCCUUGAGGCUUUAUGGUAGAGCUUGGCAGAAGAUUGAAGAGCAUGUCGCAACAAAAACUGCUGUUCAGAUUCGAAGUCACGCUCAGAAAUUCUUCUCCAAGGUAGAGAAAGAGGCUGAAGCUAAAGGUGUACCAAUGGGUCAAGCGCUUGACAUAGCUAUUCCUCCUCCACGGCCUAAACGAAAACCAAACAAUCCUUAUCCUAGAAAGACCGGAAGUGGAACCAUCUCCAUGUUGAAGACGUGUGAAAACGAUGGAAAAGAGUUCCCUUCUGAGAUGGCUAAUGAAGACAAUUGUUCAGACUGUUUCACUCAUCAGUACCUCUCUGCUGCUUCCUCCAUGAAUAAAAGCUCUAUAGAGACAUCAAACGCAAGCACUUUCCGCGAGUUCUUGCCUUCACGAGAAGAGCAGGGCAGUCAGAGAAAGGAGCCAAACUCAGAGAAUCACAGUGAUUUGAAUGCAAAAUCUCCUCAGACUUAUCCAAGGCAUAUCCCUCUGCUAGUGCCAUUGGGGAGCUCUAUAACAAGUUCUUUAUCACAUCCAACUUCAGAGCCACCAGAAGAGAGUGACGCCGCAAGAUACAGUCAUCAUCCACACACAGUUUCCGGAGACUAUCAGUCGUUCCCUAACCAUAUCAUGUCAACGCUUUUACAGACACCGGCUCUCUACACUGCUGCUACUUUCGCCUCAUCAUUCGGAGGCGGCUUGCCUUGCCAAGGGAACUCAAAUCCGAAUCUUGCUGCCAUGGCUGCAGCCACUGUUGCAGCUGCGAGUGCUUGGUGGGCCGCCAAUGGUUUGUUACCUCUAUGUGCUCCAGGUGGAUUCACUUAUCAUCCUCCAGCUACUGUGGUACCAUCCGGUGUCGUAGAUAAAGCAAAGGCAGACACUUUACAACAUGAUAGCCGAGAGAGGGUUGAUCCAGAUGCAGAACACUCUAAGGCUCGAUCUUCAUUGGAGUCAGAGGAGACUGAGAAUGGAGCUAAACCAGACUGCCUUGAGCAGCAGCCUUGUGCAGCAACAACUGAGGCUGAUGCAAAGGAGAGAAAACAAGUUGAUCGGUCUUCUUGUGGCUCAAACACUCCUUCAAGUAGUGAUGAUGUGGAGGCUGAUGCAUCAGAGAGGCAAGAGAAUGGCACUAAUCCUGAAGUGAAAGAAGUGAAUGUAGACGCUAAUAAUAAUCCACAAACUUCAGAGUCCAAUGCUCGCCGGAGUAGAAUCAGCUCCAACAUAACUGAUCCAUGGAAGUCUGUCUCGGACGAGGGUCGAAUUGCCUUCCGAGCUCUCUUCUCAAGAGAGGUGUUGCCACAAAGUUUUGCAUAUCAGAGAGAAACUAGAGAGGAGGAGGAACAAGAACAACAGAGAUAUCCAAUGGGUCUUGAUCUUAACUGCACAGCUCAACUAACUCAUGAUGAUGAUCAACUUGAAGAGGAGGAGAGAAACAUAGGAUUCUUGGGAAUCGGAUUGGGUAAUGACUCAAAUCUAAGUAGAGGAAGAACAGGUUUCAAACCUUACAAGAGAUGCUCCAUGGAAGCCAAAGACAGUAGACUCAUCAACACCACCAGUCCUAUUAUUCAUGCGGAACAGAAAGAUCCCAAACGGAUUCGGUUGGAAACACAUGCUUCCACAUGA